CGAAGAGAAACGAGAGUACUGGGAGAGAGAAACCUGCCAUCUUUUCGCAGAGAAAGCUGUAUUGUACAUAUUUCCCCAUUUAUAAUUAAUAAGAGUACUUUGCUGAGACGUCUGUAGUUCUGUUACAAUGCCAGAAGAUACUCCAGCCCCUUCGAACGCUGAAAGCAUGGAGGAAAAGCCCUGCUCGUCAAGCGCCGCUGCCAGCUCUGAUGUCAUGGAGGAGGCAAAGAAACUGAUUGGCACAGGGAACAGACACCUCGUUAUGGGGGAUGUGGUGUCAGCCGUCAAUGUGUUCCAGGAGGCUUGUGGCAUGCUAGCUGAGAAAUACGGAGACACAGCUGAUGAAUGUGGGGAAGCUUUCUUUCUGUGUGGGAAGGCUCUGCUGGAUCUGGCCAGGAUGGAGAAUACUGUCCUGGGGAAUGCUCUGGAAGGAGUCCCUGAGGAGUCAUCUGAGGAAGGGGAGAAGCUGGACAACUCAAAAAUUGAGAGUGCAGACAACUUGGAUGAUGAUGAUGAUGAUGAUGAUGAUGACGAUGACGACGAUGAUGAAGAUGGGGAAGGCACUGCAGAAGACAAGGAAAGUGAAGAGGAGGAGGUUGGAAAUCUACAGCUGGCCUGGGAGAUGUUGGAAGUAGCCAAGGUCAUCUACAAAAGAAAGGAGAGCAAGGAGGACCAGUUAAUGGCAGCACAAGCACACCUGAAGCUGGGGGAAGUAGGAGCUGAAUCUGGUAACUACAUUCAGGCCCUGGAGGACUUCCAGGAAUGUUUGGCCUUGCAGCUGAAGCACUUGCCCCCCCACAGCCGCCUGUUGGCUGAGACGCACUACCAGCUGGGUGUGACCUUCGGCUACGUUAGUCAGUACGCCCAGGCCAUCCAGCACUUCAACAGCUCCAUCCAGGUCAUCGAGAGCCGACUGGCAAUGCUCCAGGAGGUCAUCAACAAGGCGGAGGGGACAGAUGAGGCCGCGGAAGAGAAGCGGGAGACGGAGGAGCUGAAGCAGCUGCUGCCUGACAUCAGGGAGAAGGUGGAGGAUGCCCGGGAGAGUCAGAAGACCGCCGGAGCGGCAUCAGCAGCCAUUCAGCAAACCCUGUCUGGAGCUUCUACGUCGUCCGCAUUUUCUGGGGAAAAUGGAGGCACCUCUGCAUCCUCUGUAAGCCAGGUAGUCUCUGCAACGCCCACUGACGGAGGUACCACCAAGUCCGUGUCGGACAUCUCCCACCUUGUCAGGAAGAAGAGGAAACCAGAGGAGGAGAGCCCAAUAAAGGACAGUGAUGCUAAAAAGGCCAAACAGGAGGCCACAGUUAAUGGCCGGGGAGACUCUGCCAGCAACGGCAAUGGAGUCCAGGAGAAAAUGGAGCAGGAUGAGCCAGUGAAGCCGUCCGCCUCAGUGGAGACCUCAUGAUGUCCUUCCUGAUGAUGCCAGACCAACCAGUACAGCAUGCACCCUCCCC
Molecule: messenger RNA, 1451 nt
Organism: Megalops cyprinoides (Indo-Pacific tarpon)
Lineage: Eukaryota; Metazoa; Chordata; Actinopteri; Elopiformes; Megalopidae
Product: nuclear autoantigenic sperm protein (histone-binding)
Exons: 14
Coding region: 128-1402 (424 amino acids)
Biological process (GO): CENP-A containing chromatin assembly; DNA replication-dependent chromatin assembly
Cellular component (GO): nucleoplasm
Molecular function (GO): histone binding
Source: RefSeq, a predicted model, not a curated record